AUGAUUCUUAAUAAUGAACAAAAAACGAAUUCAACACAAAAAGAUAAAUCAUAUUCAUUAAUUGUAAAUUAUUUACCACAAUCAAUAAAAGAAAGUCAUUUAGCAGAGAUAUUUUCACCAAUAGGACCAUUAAAAUCUUGUAAAUUAAUGCAAGAUAAACAAACAGGUUAUUCAUAUGGUUUUGCUUUUAUUGAAUAUUUAAAUGGUGAAAAAGAUGGUAAAAUUGCUUGUGAAAAAUUAAAUGGUUUACAAAUAGGUCAUAAAACAAUUCAAGUAACUCAAGCUCGACCACAAUCCAAUGAAACACGCAAUACAAAAUUAUAUGUGAAAGGUUUUCCAGAUUCAUUUUCAGAAAAAGAAUUUUAUGAAUUAUUUUGUCCAUUUGGUGAAAUAGUUCAAAUAAGAAUAUUAAAAGAUAAAUUAAUUGCUUUUGUUAUUAUGUCAACACGAAGUCAAGCUCAAACUGCCAAAGAUCAUCUUCAUGGUCUUGAAAUUAGUUCAAAUAAUAUUCUUAAUAUAAAAUUUCCUCAAACAGAUUCCAGAAGACGACAAAUGGCAUGUUCAUUAACUUAUCCAUCUUUAAAUUUUUAUACUUAUCCAAUUGUUGUUGAUCAAUAUUAUUUAUCUUCUCCUUCUCCUCCUUCAAUAAAAACUCAUUCAAUCUAUGUUUAUGGUUUAAGUCAAACUGUUAAUCAAUCCGAAUUAUCAAGAUUAUUUUCUGAAUUUGGACAUGUAUCACGUGUUGAUAUUAUUAUGGAUAAUAAUACAGGUCUUUCAAAAGGUUAUGGAUUUAUUCAAAUGGAAAAAUAUGAUGAAGCAUUAAGAGCUAUUGAACAACUUAAUAAUUAUCAAUUUCAUGGAAGAUAUCUUCAAGUUCGAUUUAAAAAUUCAUCAAAUAACAAUCAAAUUAUUUAUUAA
This is a messenger RNA of Adineta steineri, 918 nucleotides long. The record is from the annotation of a GenBank genome assembly. Lineage: Eukaryota; Metazoa; Rotifera; Eurotatoria; Adinetida; Adinetidae.